UUGCAAUUGCCCGUCGCCCAAGCAGGUGUCUUGAAAGCGCCGCCAUGCCCUCACAUGUCUAAAUUCCUUUCCAGGUUCAUGGGUCGAUCAUGUUUGGUCUGGGGACCGCCCCGCGCGUGCUGAUUGGAUCUAAUGUCGUUAUUUUCUUACCAGAGAUUCUGGCACGCCCUGGGCCCGUUGGGCCGGCGAAUUCUGCUGGCUCUGAUGCCCAUGUCGGCGUCGGCGACGAUCUAUACAACCACACCGUGUUCGUGGUUUGGGUACUCUGAGCAAGAGUUCGAGCAGGUGUGGUACUCCAGGUUCUUCAUUGCGUCGGUCGUGGCCACAGCCGUCUGCGCUCUCACCACCCUUCUGGCGUCGCUUCCAUUGUGUCUCGGGGCCAGGAAGGGCAUGCCUCUGAGAAUUAUCGCGGGCGUGCUCGCUCUGAUCGCUGGCUGCUCCAUGUGUCUCCCCAUGGCAAUGGGCAUUGCGCAUCGGGUGUAUUACCAGAGGGAGUACUGCACCAGGUGCUACGACUGGAACUGCGACGAGUGGUACAGGGAGGCGCACUUUACUUUCGAGGACGUGGUCUCAGACUACGAUCAAGCUUUCGGUUUCCUUGUCCUCGUCUUCGGCGUCGCCACCUUGGUCCUGUCCUCCAUCACAUGCUGCCGGUGCUGCGGCUCAAUGAGUGAGCGUAACACGCAGAAGCAGACAGUCUCGGCCGCGCCUAAUGCAGUGUGAGUGUGCGAUGCAAGAAGUAGGUAAUUCAUCAGAACAGAAUUCCUUUGCUACGUAACGUAGCCGCCGCCCGUCCAUAUACUAAAUCACCAGAGCGACGCAACAUAAGUUUGCGAUACAGCAGCCGGCUUGCCUGGUUUAUUACAGAGGGGCCAGUACAUCUGCAUGAGGCUUUCUGGGCACCCGCGCAGAGAUGCGGGCCCUACAGGCACAGCGUGACGCCACGCACGGUGUGGAAAACAGCAGGAAGCGCAUGGACCCAAAAUUGACCUCUCGUGACACGAGUGAGGAAGUCCAUGCUGCCAGUGGCACGGAACUGGCCGAUGACAAACGAUCGGUUGAGCGAUCCCCACGAUAUCAGAAACCCGCGCCGACGUCGUAACGACACGAGCUUCGACACGGCA
This is a messenger RNA of Prorocentrum cordatum, 1124 nucleotides long. The record is from the annotation of a GenBank genome assembly. Lineage: Eukaryota; Dinophyceae; Prorocentrales; Prorocentraceae.